UCUGUUACAAAAAAAUUACAAUUAUUCCAGAAACUCUUUGAAACUGUAUAGCUCUCGAUGGAGUAAUGAUAUGGAAACAGGAAAAAAGAUAUCUAGGUCAAUUGACUCUAUGGGAAUUAAUUACAACGGAAUCAAAUAACGCGGGCGAAUGGUAAAGUUGUAUAAACAUCUGUAAACGUGACACUCUCCCGCGCAGUCUGACUCCCCAGAUAUUUUGAUUGAACAGAAUUCAGGGUGAAUUCAAUUAUCUAACGAGACUAAUACAACGCAACUUCAUUGAUACCAUAUUCAGGUAACGAGAAUCUCUGAAAAGUGUAAACAAAACACUGCCUACCCUCGAUAAUUCUGGGCAGCAACAAUUUGAGUGAUGGCAAGUAAGCGAACAGCAACAUCCGAAUUGAAUCACGAAAAUUGGAACAGUGAGGACGUACCCGAGGACGCAGGAAAAUUUGCUGUAGCAUCGCACGAAAUUCUCGAGAAGAGAGUUGUGAGAACCGCCAAGAGAAGAUUAGGAGGAGGUGAAGGUGGAGCUACGAAAAAUGCUUUUGGAUCAUUCGCAGGAUUCAAAACAUCGCCAACAGCCACAACAGCAGCCUUCAGUUUUCUAAAAUCAAAGUCAGCGCCUGCAAUCCCUUCGUCUCAGCCCUCGACGAUGUUCUCACUGACAUCAUCCAGCAAUGGCUCAGCGCAGACCCCCGAGAACGGGUUGUCCAUGUCGUCAAUGCCCUCGAUGCACCUGGAGAAGCCAUCGGAAAGCCAGCAGAAGCCAUUGCAAGAGAAAAAGGAAACAAUAUUCAAGGAGUCCUCUGAGUACUUCGCCAAGCUCAAGGGUCUGAACGAGAGUGUUGCUCAGUGGAUAAAGACCCACGUGGACGCCAACCCCUUCUGCAUCCUGACUCCAAUCUUCAGAGAUUACGACAGGUACCUCAAGGAGAUCGAAGCUAAACGUGAGGAGCAGACAGUAAAGACAUCAGAGGAUGCUAAAACCUCCAAGGAACCACCAAAGUCUGGACUGUUUGAAAUGCCGACGAAGAAUCCCUCUGAUUCCUCGGACUCUGUGUUCACCCAGAAGACUGCUCCCACCUCAGGAUCCAUCUUUGGUUCUGGACCCUCUGGAAAGUCGAUUUUCGAGGAUGCUGAGGGAAAAAAUGCAUUCGGAGGUGAUGCGAAUCCAUUCUUAAAUAAAAAAACAGAAUCUCCAAAUAAACUUGCGGAGCAGAAGCUAGAGAAGACGGAGACGAAAGCUCUCUCAUUUCCUCAGACGACUACUGGUACCUUCAGCUUCGGUCAGAGCUCAACCACUGGUACAAGCUCUGCGAGCUUCACCUUUGGCUCUGGGAAGCCAUUCUCCUUCGGUAGCAGUGUCGUGGCUCCACAGGUUUCUGAGGGAAAAGACGGGGCCGAGGGUAAUGAAGACGAGGAUGAGCCACCGAAGGUCGAAUUCAAACCAGUCACUGAAGCGGGGGCUAUUUACGAAAAAAGGUGCAAAGUAUUCUUUAAGAAGGACAAGGUCUACAGUGAUCGAGGAGUAGGAAUUCUUUUCUUGAAGCCAACGCCCAGUGGAAAAACACAAUUAAUCGUUCGGGCUGAAAAUUCCCUGGGGAAUCUACUCCUGAAUACUCUCUUGACAGAAUCACUUCGCACCCAGAGGAUGAAUAAAAAUACUGUAAUGCUGGUCUGUUUGCCAUUGCCAGACUCUCAACCCCCUCCAGUUCCAGUGCUCUUCAGGGUCAAGACCAGCGAGGAUGCUGACAGUCUCCUCGAGCAACUCGAUAGCCACAAAAAAUAAUUAGGUAGUACCUCAUCAGCCAGUAUCGAAAUUUUGAUCAAUCAAAUUCUAGAAUAGUAUUUAAGUUGUUAAAUUACUAGUGGCAAGUCUAUGAGAUCGUGGUUAGUCAGGAUUUCAAAAUUUUUAAUGACACUCGCAAUAACUAAUUUGUUUGGAAAGAAAAAUUCCUAUGUGACGAUAUUAGUGGAAUUCUGUUCAUUCGAUUGAUCAAAAACUUUGGGUGAUUCAAUUUUUGUAAUGAAAAUUAUUAUUAUUACAUAACUUGAUUUUUUACUACCAUUCGGUUAAAUAUGAAACUGUACGCUACGUAAGCACUUGUAUAUAUAAUAAAGAAAA
Molecule: messenger RNA, 2125 nt
Organism: Fopius arisanus
Lineage: Eukaryota; Metazoa; Arthropoda; Insecta; Hymenoptera; Braconidae
Gene: Nup50
Product: nuclear pore complex protein Nup50
Exons: 2
Coding region: 368-1789 (473 amino acids)
Biological process (GO): protein import into nucleus
Cellular component (GO): nuclear pore
Source: RefSeq, a predicted model, not a curated record